This is a messenger RNA of Culex quinquefasciatus (southern house mosquito), 3661 nucleotides long. RefSeq lists its product as uncharacterized. Gene Ontology annotation, molecular function: nucleic acid binding. Lineage: Eukaryota; Metazoa; Arthropoda; Insecta; Diptera; Culicidae. The record is from RefSeq and is a predicted model, not a curated record. Gene Ontology annotation, biological process: DNA integration. The transcript is spliced from 4 exons. Bases 1 to 2961 code for a protein of 986 amino acids.
AUGUUGGUGCCGCUUCCACGAGUGGUGUGUCGUUUCCGAGAACGACCGAUCGCGCUGGGUGGUGACAUCCAAGAAAUGUACCAUCAGAUCAGGAUCAGAGAGGAGGACAAGCAAGCUCAACGCUUCCUGUUCCGCGAGAACCCUGCCGACGCUCCGCAGGUUUCGGCUCAGUUCGUGAAGAACCUGAACGCGGACCAGUAUGCGGAGGAGUUCCCGGAGGCAGCUGCGGCGAUUAAGGAACGACACUACGUGGACGACUACUACGACUCGGUGGACACGGUCGAGGAAGCGAUUCGGCGGGCCAACGAGGUGAAGUUCAUCCACUCGAAAGGAGGUUUCAACAUCCGGAACUGGGUGUCGAACUCGAAGAAGGUGCUAGACGCAAUGGGAGAACGAAGCGAGAAGACAUCCGUGCACUUCAACCAGGACAAGUCGGCGUUCUACGAGCGUGUACUCGGCAUAGUCUGGGAACCGGAUCAGGACGUGUUCUGUUUCGCGGUGGCCUCGAAGCCGGAGUUCCGCGACGUUCUGGCGGGAGAGCGACGUCCGACCAAGCGGAUCGUGCUGAGUGUGGUCAUGCCGCAAUUUGAUCCAGCGGGAUUCCUCGGACCGAUCACCAUACUCGGGAAGAUUCUGGUGCAAGAUCUGUGGCGCACGGGGUGCCAGUGGGACGAAAUGAUCGACGAGCUGGCUUUCCAGAGGUGGCUGCGUUGGAUCAACAUUUUGGCGGACGCGAAGCACUUCAAACUACCAAGGUGCUACUUCGGGAACGCGCGGUGGGACGAGAUUGAGGAGAUUCAGCUGCACAUCUUCGCGGAUGCGGGCGACAAGGCAUACGGAUGCGUGGCGUACUUCCGGGCGAUCGUCCGGGGCGAAGUGGUGGUGGCGCUGGUGAUGAGUCGGUCCAAGGUGGCGCCGCUGAAAAUGCUGUCCAUCCCGCGUCUGGAGCUGGAGUCAUGUGUACUUGCGGCGCGCAUGUCCCAGGCGAUUCACGACAACCACAGUUUCCCGAUCAGCAAGACCUUUUUCUGGACUGAUUCGGCGGUCGUCCUGUCGUGGAUCCGCUCCGAUCAGCGUCGCUACAAACAGUUCGUCGGGUUUCGGAUCGGUGCCAUUUUGAGCAUGACGUCGCUGAUGGAUUGCAACUUCGUCCCGACACAACAUAACAUCGCCGGCAUCCUGACGAAGUGGGGCAAGGACCCGAACGUCCGGCCCGACAGUCCGUCGGUCUGCUGCCCGAGGUUCAUCCACGACCAGCAAGUAAACUGGCCGAAGAAAAGCCUGCCCCCACCGAACACCACGGAGGAACUUCGCGUGCAUCUUCUUCUACACGACGUGAAGGUGGUGGACACCAUCGUGGAGGUGAACCAUUUCUCAAGGUGGACGAUGCUGGUGAGGACCAUGGCGUGCGCUCAUCGAUUCGUGUCGAACCUCAAGCGGAAAACGAAAGGGUUGCCGAUGGAGACGCUGCGUGCGACGAAGGCGCAGGCGAAGAUGCUGAGACCGACGACGGUACCAUCGGUACGUGUGGCUCUGCAGCAGGACGAGUACAAGCAGGCGGAGGUGUACCUGCUGAAGAUGGUGCAGGCGGAGAGCUUCAUCGACGAGGUGAAAGUGCUGACCAGGAACAAGGAUCGUCCGGCGGAUCAGUGGCUCGCCCUCGAAAAGUCAAGUCCGCUGUACAAGCUGACUCCACUGGUCGACGAAGACGGUUUGCUGCGGAUGGAAGGGAGAACCGAGAACGCGGAGUUUCUGCCUUUCGAUCUGAGAUUCCCAGUGAUUCUACCAAAGGAUCACCACGUCACCCGGAUGAUUGUCCAGCACUACCAUCAGAAGUUCGGACACGGAUAUCGCGAGACGAUCAAGAACGAGCUGCGCCAGCGUUUCUUCAUUCUGGGGGUCAACACACUGGUUCGACAAGUGGCGGCGGCGUGCGUCUGGUGCAAGGUGCACCGCAAUCAGCCGCUGGUGCCAAGGAUGGCGGCGCUUCCUGUGCAACGCAUCACACCGAAUCUUCGCCCGUUCAGCUACGUCGGGGUUGAUUACCUGGGACCGCUCGACGUGUCAGUGGGACGCCGGUCCGAGAAGCGUUGGGUAGCGCUGUUCACUUGCUUCGUGACGCGCGCGGUGCAUCUGGAGGUGGCGUAUGGGCUGACGGCACAAACGUGUCUGAUGGCGAUUCGUCGUUUCAUCUGUCGUCGAGGCCCUCCGGUCGAAUUCUUCUCCGACAACGGAACGAACUUUCGGGGUGCGAGCAAGGAGCUGGUGGAGACGGUGCGGAGCAUCGGGAACGACUGCGCCGAGGUGCAGACAACGUCGAGAACGAAGUGGACCUUCAACCCACCCGCUGCACCCCACAUGGGGGGUGUUUGGGAGCGUCUGGUCCGCUCUGUGAAGGAGGCGCUGGAGGCGUUGGACGACGGGCGGCGGCUGACGGACGAGAUUCUGGUGACCUGUCUGGCGGAGGCGGAGGACAUGAUAAACUCACGUCCGCUCACGUACGUGGCUCAAGAAUCGUCGCAGGCGGAGGCCCUCACACCAAAUCACUUCAUUCGAGGAGUUUCACCGAACGAACCCAACACGGUCCCGCCAUCCCCUCACCCUGCAGAAGCUCUACGUGACGCCUACAAGCGGUCGCAACAGUUGGCAGAUGUGAUGUGGCAGCGCUGGGUCAAGGAGUACGUGCCGUCGGUGAAUCAACGCACGAAGUGGUUCGGUGAGUCGAGGCCGCUGAAGGCGGGCGACCUGGUCUACAUCGUCGACGGGAAGAACAGGAAGUCCUGGAUCCGCGGAGUGGUCGAAGAGCCGAUCGUGUCCGGCGACGGGAGGAUUCGCCAAGCAUGGGUGAGGACCAGCAGCGGGCUGGUGAAGCGCGCGACAGCGAGGCUGGCCGUGUUGGAGAUCGAGGGUAAACCUGCUUCAGAAGCCUCGGAACCGGGUUUACGGGCCGGGGGAUGUUGAGGCCGCUCACUGCCGCGACGGGGUCGACACCAUGCUGCUGCGUGGGAACGAACGCCGCGACGGCAUCUCACGCGCGUGAGACGUGAGAAAGAGGAACGUGAACAAUGACGGAACACACGAGAAAAAGGGCGACGAAUCAAAACAAUGUUCACAAUCAAAAGUAACGAGCACAAGUUUGGCAGGGAAAAAGGAACGUGAAGUGAUUUGGAUAAUUAGGAGGAUAAUUAGGAGGAUUGUGAGGAUUGAAGGUGGAUUUGUGGUUCGGGAUAAACAGAAGGUAGACGGACACAAAUUCGAACCACACGCGGGUUGAUCCGGGUGGCGAUCCACGGAGGGAAGACGAGACGGUUCAGGACGGACAGGAUAGAACCGCUUUUGUGUACGACUACAACACAAACGUAGAACACAAAUCCGGAUCGGGUUGGACGGAAAACAGGAAACAAACAAAUUGUAAGACAAAACACACACACACACACAAACACAACAUGUACUAAACUUAAAUCUAAAUUGCAGCUUUGAUCUGCCGUGCAAUAAAUUGGGCUGAUACCAAGAAGUUGUUUCCGUUGGCGUCCCGAACACAAUGAUUGGCCCUUUAAAAAUGCUAGUCUUGAUUUAAAAAUUUUAAAAAUAAGUUGAUUAAAAAAUCUGCAAAAAAAAAUGUCCGUGUACCUAUUUUUUUCUCAAAAGUCCUCAACAAUAC